CCUUUUUCUGCUAAUGCAAGGUGCGGGUAGUUUUUGACUUUGUGACAGCGCGUACGAGGCCUGACAGGUGCUGUCAUCGACGUGCGGGGCUGCCAUAUUGAUAUCGGAAUUUGCUGGAAGAUUUUUUGUUUCGAUUUAUGGAAUGUGGCCAUGAUAUGGAAAAUAAAUUGAGAAAACAACAAAAUAGUUCAUCAAAAGGCAAAAUAAGCAUUUAUCGGGACGUUAUUCAUCAAUUUUGCCAUCUUAAUCGAUUCCGAUAUUGAUCGACGAAUCGAGCAAUGUGGGUUUGACACACCGCCGAGGGCGAUUGACGUUUGUGGCAACGGAAAAGUUUGUUUACGUGUCGGCCGGUCGAUAUUUUGCAUGAAAUAGCGUAUUUUUUUCCCCAACACGAAAAGGCCAACGGGAUCAAGGUGGCGAACAGCAGCAGCCAGGGAAAAACGAACGAACGCACACCCGCCACACAAUGGCAUCGAAGUUGGAAAUAAACAUCCGCAGCUUGAUAGCACAGUGCGAGGAGAUAGUGGCGGUCGACAAACAGGACUGGCGGUUGAAAAAGUACAUCCGAUCGCUGGACAUUAUGAUCCAGGAGCUGGAGGAACAGUUUGAUAAACCGGAAGACAAGGUUUUAGAGGACUAUCAGAACCGCUGCACCGAACUGAAGCAAGCGUCCAGCUACGUAGAACCAACGCCGGAGGAGAAGCGACGCCUGCGAACGAAACCGAAGGCCACCGAUCCGGCCGGGGACGAUGUGAUGCGCGAGGUGCGCCAGUUUCACGACCAAAAGUACGAAAAGGAGCUCCGCAGCGAGCUGUUCAAUGGGAACUUUUCGACGAUACGGCGGCGGGCGGGGCAGAAGGUGGCAGAAAAUCUGGAACAAACCGUGAAACAAUACUCAACCGAGCAGGAGCGGCUGGCGGAGGAUAUGCUUAAGUUAACGAGAAACCUAAAGGAACAGACGGAAACGGCCGGAAAGAUCCUGAAGAAGGACACCGAGAUCGUUUCCAAGUCUGCCAAGCUAACUGACCAAAACACAUCGUCGCUAACAACCGAAUCCACCAAGCUGCAGGAAAACUCAAAGAAAGCCUGCAAAUGCUGGAUGUGGCUGAUGAUAGUAUUCGUUAUAAUAACGUUCAUAUUUAUGGUAAUGUUUAUGAAAAUAAUGAAAAAGAGAGUAUACUAAAGCACACUCCAGGAGGAGUAGAACGAUUGGUUACGGGGACACAAGACGAGCAAGAAAAGACACAACGCAUCCAAGUAGGCCGCGCGCACGCCUGUGUGCUCGUGUUUGAGCAUAGCAAGAAUCAAAAACCGUUGCCGUUUUUCUUUUUCGUUUGUUUUGUUGAUCAGUAUCUGCAUUUUUUUGUUUGUUGCUUAUUGUAAAUUUUGCCUUUAUUGCGCGUGUAUGAAUAUACUAUAAAACAAUUUUUCUAAAAUA
This is a messenger RNA of Anopheles merus, 1438 nucleotides long. It is a transcript of the gene Use1, whose product is annotated as vesicle transport protein USE1. Gene Ontology annotation, molecular function: SNAP receptor activity. Lineage: Eukaryota; Metazoa; Arthropoda; Insecta; Diptera; Culicidae. The transcript has 5 exons. Bases 467 to 1183 code for a protein of 238 amino acids. Gene Ontology annotation, biological process: retrograde vesicle-mediated transport, Golgi to endoplasmic reticulum. The record is from RefSeq and is a predicted model, not a curated record. Gene Ontology annotation, cellular component: endoplasmic reticulum; SNARE complex.